Molecule: messenger RNA, 982 nt
Organism: Neopsephotus bourkii (Bourke's parrot)
Lineage: Eukaryota; Metazoa; Chordata; Aves; Psittaciformes; Psittacidae
Gene: AGRP
Product: agouti related neuropeptide
Exons: 4
Coding region: 409-864 (151 amino acids)
Biological process (GO): adult feeding behavior; hormone-mediated signaling pathway; positive regulation of feeding behavior
Cellular component (GO): extracellular region
Molecular function (GO): type 1 melanocortin receptor binding; neuropeptide hormone activity
Source: RefSeq, a predicted model, not a curated record
CUGAGGCUCCAACCGCAGUGCUGGCAUGGCUGGAAAGGGAAUUUGGUUGGAAGAAAGGUGGGGAUCACUCCCAUAAACCUGAGAUGCCGGAGGCAAUGGGAAUCUGUUCCUCCCUGCAGCCAUGCGGGGUGCAGGGACAGAGUCCUCUCUCCCUCCCCUCUCCCCCCCCUCACCCCAUGGCUGCCACGGUGUCCAUACAAAGCCGGGUUUCAGAGAAGCCCACCUACCUGAUGGUUACCAGAGUCAUGUGGCUGCAGCACUUAAUUAAUUAAGAAGCUGAUAUAAACUCCAGUAAGCAUAUGGGGAGGAUGACAUCGAGGCAGAGAGCGGCAGCAGCGCUCCCAGCAAGCUUGGAGAAGCAGCGAGCAGCAAGCCCCUCUCUGCUUGGAGAGGCUGUCCCCCAGGACCAUGCUGAACGUGCUGCUGCUGUGCUGCGGGCUGCUGCAGGGGGCUGUCCUCGGUGCCGACAUGGGCUGUGGGCUGCCAGAGAAGGCGAGCGGAGGGCUGGAGGGCACAGACAGAGCCCGAUCCUCCAGCCUGCUGCGGAGAGUCAAGGAGGUGUCUGCAGAACCGGCGGGAGCUCUCCCCAGACUGGGGCUUGAGCAGAUGACCCUGGAUGUCCAAGAAGCCAAUGGUAACCUCAUGCACAGAGACAGCAUCCUAGAACCGCAGGCAUCCUCCACAGAAGUAGAAGCUGCCGGCCGUGAGGAGCGCUCCCCCCGCCGCUGUGUCCGCCUCCUGGAGUCGUGCCUGGGCCACCAGGUCCCCUGCUGCGACCCCUGUGCCACCUGCUACUGCCGCUUCUUCAAUGCCUUCUGCUACUGCAGGAAAAUCAGCACCAGCUUCCCCUGCGGCAAGAACUAGUGCUUGUGCUGCGGGGCUGCCUGUCCCUUGCCCGUGUGUGGCAUGUCCUGCUCUGCAGGUCUAAUAAACCAGCUGUUAGCAAAAGCUAUUGCUGAGUGGGAUUGGUUCAAUGUGUCUG